AUGAGCUCCACCCAGCCAAAAAUAACCCCUUUCAUUCCUCUAUCAACCAUUCCUCCUGUCCACACCAUUGCCGAUAAACCUGUAGAAGAGAAGAACCCUCCAGUUGCUGCUCAAAAUCCUCAAGAUAGAGAUUCAAGUGCACAACCCCAGCAACAAGCUGUGAAACCUAAGAAGAAGAGAGUUUUCAGGAAAUUUGUUGUUGAAACCUCUCACAGUGAGCCUAUUGAGGAUCCUAACCCUGCUCCUAAAGCCAGAAAGCCCACCACUAAAAGAAGGAAGGUUUCCCCCAAGGAGCCAUCGGCUCAAUCCUCUACACAAGUCGCCUCACCUACAGAAAACCCACAGGAAGGAGGGUUUAAACCUCAAGAGGAGGCUCCUAAGCCCAAGAGGAGGAGGGAUCCCCCAAAGAAAGCCACUCCCACAACAACAGCAUCAUCAACACAAACUGCUUGA
This is a messenger RNA of Cryptomeria japonica (Japanese cedar), 453 nucleotides long. Its product is annotated as pollen-specific leucine-rich repeat extensin-like protein 1. The coding region runs from base 1 to 453 and encodes 150 amino acids. Lineage: Eukaryota; Viridiplantae; Streptophyta; Pinopsida; Cupressales; Cupressaceae. The transcript has a single exon. The record is from RefSeq and is a predicted model, not a curated record.